Messenger RNA from Hibiscus syriacus, 3053 nucleotides. Its product is annotated as ATPase 9, plasma membrane-type-like. NCBI's taxonomy places the organism in Eukaryota, Viridiplantae, Streptophyta, Magnoliopsida, Malvales, Malvaceae. Gene Ontology annotation, molecular function: P-type proton-exporting transporter activity; ATP hydrolysis activity; ATP binding. Gene Ontology annotation, biological process: proton export across plasma membrane; regulation of intracellular pH. Gene Ontology annotation, cellular component: plasma membrane. The record is from RefSeq and is a predicted model, not a curated record.
GUGAAAACAAGAGCCAAUAAAAAAAAAAGAUGGUGGACAUAGACGACUCUUUGCAGGAAAUCAAGAACGAGAAUGUCGAUCUUGAGCGAAUUCCCGUUGAAGAAGUGUUUCAGCAGUUGAAAUGCACCAAGGAAGGCUUGACCACCGAGGAAGGGCUGAAGAGACUGCAAAUCUUUGGCCCAAACAAACUGGAAGAGAAAAGUGAAAGCAAGUUUUUGAAGUUCUUGGGAUUCAUGUGGAAUCCUCUGUCAUGGGUUAUGGAGAUUGCAGCAAUUAUGGCCAUUGCUUUGGCCAAUGGAGGAGGCAAGCCCCCAGAUUGGCAAGAUUUCGUUGGUAUCACCGCAUUGCUUAUCAUCAACUCCACCAUUAGUUUCAUUGAGGAGAACAAUGCGGGCAAUGCUGCGGCCGCACUUAUGGCCGGUCUUGCUCCCAAAACCAAGGUCUUACGAGAUGGGAAAUGGAGUGAGCAAGAAGCUGCUAUUUUGGUACCGGGAGAUAUCAUCAGCAUCAAGUUGGGAGAUAUUAUCCCGGCAGAUGCUCGUCUCCUCGAAGGAGAUUCGCUCAAGGUCGAUCAAUCUGCCUUAACUGGUGAGUCUUUGCCGGUAAACAAGAACCCGGGUGACGGGGUAUUCUCGGGUUCUACUGUCAAGCAAGGUGAGCUUGAAGCUGUUGUUAUCGCUACCGGCGUUCAUACCUUCUUUGGUAAAGCUGCGCACCUGGUAGAUAGCACAAACAAUGUAGGGCACUUCCAGAAGGUGCUGACAGCAAUCGGGAACUUCUGCAUAUGCUCAAUUGCAUUGGGCAUGUUUAUUGAGAUUAUAGUGAUGUAUCCGAUCCAGCGUCGAAAAUAUAGGGAUGGAAUUGAUAAUCUCUUGGUGCUUCUCAUCGGAGGGAUUCCUAUCGCCAUGCCAACAGUUUUAUCAGUCACAAUGGCCAUUGGGUCUCACCCUUCUCAACAAGGAGCUAUUACAAAGAGAAUGACAGCUAUUGAGGAAAUGGCAGGAAUGGAUGUACUCUGCAGUGACAAGACUGGGACACUUACUCUAAACAAGCUUACUGUAGACAAGAGCAUGGUUGAGGUUUUUGCAAAGGAUGUUGACAAGGAAAUGCUCCUUUUACUCGCGGCAAGGGCCUCAAGGGUUGAGAACCAAGAUGCUAUUGAUGCCUGCAUUGUUGGAAUGCUAGGUGACCCUAAGGAGGCUAGAGAGGGUAUCACUGAGGUGCAUUUCUUCCCUUUUAACCCGGUUGACAAGCGUACAGCCAUGACAUAUAUUGACUCUGAUGGCUCCUGGCAUCGAGUCAGCAAAGGUGCACCAGAGCAGAUUAUUGAACUCUGCGUCCUUCGAGCAGAUGUUAAGAAGAAAGCUCAUGAUAUCAUUGAUAAAUUUGCUGAUCGUGGACUUCGUUCUCUUGGUGUGGCUAGACAAACUGUUCCCGAGAAAACCAAGGACAGCCCAGGAAGUCCCUGGGAGUUUGUGGGUCUUUUACCUCUUUUCGAUCCUCCAAGACAUGAUAGUGCCGAGACAAUUCGUCGUGCACUCCAUCUUGGUGUCAAUGUCAAGAUGAUAACUGGUGAUCAGCUGGCAAUUGGUAAGGAAACCGGUAGGAGGCUCGGCAUGGGAACCAACAUGUAUCCAUCAUCGGCACUCCUAGGCCAAAAUAAAGAUGAAAGAGUUGACACAGUCGACGUUGAUGAGCUUAUUGAAAAGGCUGAUGGCUUUGCUGGAGUUUUCCCAGAGCACAAAUAUGAGAUUGUGAAGAGGCUACAAGAAAGGAAGCAUAUUUGUGGCAUGACCGGAGAUGGUGUGAAUGACGCACGCCUUAAGAAGGCGGACAUUGGAAUAGCAGUCGACGAUGCAACUGAUGCUGCUCGAAGUGCAUCAGAUAUAGUAUUAACAGAACCUGGACUGAGUGUGAUUGUUAGUGCUGUUUUAACAAGCAGAGCAAUUUUUCAGAGAAUGAAAAACUAUACCAUCUAUGCUGUCUCCAUCACUAUCCGUAUCGUGCUCGGUUUCAUGCUCCUUGCUCUUAUUUGGAAGUUUGACUUCUCCCCUUUCAUGGUUUUGAUCAUUGCUAUACUUAACGACGGAACUAUUAUGACCAUCUCCAAGGACAGGGUUAAGCCAUCUCCUAUGCCUGACUCAUGGAAGCUCAAGGAGAUCUUUGCCACUGGCGUUGUCCUUGGAACCUAUCUUGCUUGCAUGACUGUUGUUUUCUUCUCUGCUAAUGGAUCCGAUUUCUUUCCGGAGAAGUUUGGGGUAAAAUCCAUUCAGAACAACCAGGAUGAACUUACAGCAGCUGUCUAUCUCCAAGUGAGUAUAGUGAGCCAGGCACUCAUCUUUGUCACUCGAUCUCGGAGCUGGUCUUUUAUCGAGCGUCCUGGUCUCUUGCUAGUGGUUGCUUUCGUUCUAGCACAACUGGUGGCUACUGUGCUCGCUGUUUAUGCAAACUGGGAAUUCGCUAGAAUUAAAGGCAUUGGAUGGGGUUGGGCUGGUGUUAUUUGGCUCUACAGUUUAGUUACCUACUUCCCACUCGAUGUUCUCAAGUUCAUAACCCGGUAUUCGUUAAGCGGAAAGGCCUGGGAUAAUCUUCUUCAGAACAAGACCGCUUUCACAACAAAGAAGGAUUACGGAAAGGGAGAGAGGGAAGCACAAUGGGCAACGGCGCAACGGACCCUUCAUGGAUUGCAAGCUCCCGGAACCGAAGAAAUCUUGAACGAGAAGAGCAGCUACCGAGAGUUGUCAGAGAUCGCCGAACAAGCCAUGAAGCGCGCAGAAGUAGCAAGGUUGAGGGAGCUUCAUACGCUGAAAGGACAUGUCGACUCAGUUGUGAAACUCAAAGGACUCGACAUUGAGACCAUCAAUCAAAACUACACUGUCUAAGAGGUGCCACACAUUGGAAAUUUUUAUUUUUUCUUUAUUAGUUGUUUCUGGAAUAACAGAGUGGCAACAUUAAAGACAAGCUUCAUAGCAGGUCUUCUUGUCACCAUCAAUGUAAUAAAGAAAAAUUAUUCUUCCGUUUAAUGGUUGAAGGAAUAUUUCACGAAACUCCAA